Messenger RNA from Thelazia callipaeda (thelaziosis nematode), 759 nucleotides. Lineage: Eukaryota; Metazoa; Nematoda; Chromadorea; Rhabditida; Thelaziidae. The record is from the annotation of a GenBank genome assembly.
AUGGAGGGAUAUCAUUCGGGUUUUGUCAAUCCAUCAGAUUCGCGAUCAGAACAAGAGGAAACAAAUUCCAAUGGGCAGGUUGUUUCGCCUGAAGAAAACACAGCCGAGAAAUGUUCUAUUUGCCUUGGAUCUCCCACAAAUGAUGAAACAAGUUUGGAUGGUUGUGUUCACAAAUGCAUCGUGGAAUGGAUCAAACUACGACCAAUUUGUCCAAUGUGCAAACGUAUAGUUAGGAAAAUCAUUCACGUGAAAAGGGAUAGUGACGAUCAAGAAAUUACAGAAGAAGUAACUAUAGAAACAGUCAGACAAUGGGCACUCAGAGAUAGAAUCGAAAUUAAUUCUGCACAGCCGCUGAUUCGAGAGCGUACUCAAUUAGUGCGCAGGAUCCGCCAUCUUCUAAGAAUUGUUCGCUUGCAUGAUAAUGUGUUUUCAGAAAGAGGAAGACGUGAAAUGUCGGGAACUAUCCAUCGUCGAAAUGAAUAUCUGCAGCUUAUUGGUCGCUAUCAGAUACUAUUAGAUAAUUGGGAGCGACCGAGGGUACAAAUUGUAUCGGAUCCAGCAUUUCGUAUGUUGGUUUAUGAUCUUCGGCUACGGCGCACGGCACUUGUAACUCUGGGAAAUCAAAGAAUGCCUCGUACUAGUAUUUCACCUCAGUUUUUUCGGGAUCACGAACGAUAUCAGCGCAGUCGUAUUUCUGAAUUUGUUCGGCGUGAGAUUAGUGCAGUUGUACCGGUCAGUAGAGAUGCAUUCAUCUAUAUA